Molecule: messenger RNA, 1157 nt
Organism: Mya arenaria
Lineage: Eukaryota; Metazoa; Mollusca; Bivalvia; Myida; Myidae
Exons: 5
Coding region: 35-790 (251 amino acids)
Biological process (GO): cell-matrix adhesion
Source: RefSeq, a predicted model, not a curated record
GACCUGGAGAAAUGCCACCAUACACUCACCCUACAUGCCGGGAUAUGAGCUUAUUAAACAGCAGAACCUGUCGAUGCAGGCAAUUGUAGUAACGGACAGCCUGUACACGUUCCUGCUGUUUAACUAUGAUCAAGAGCAGUUCAGUAUCCAACCCGACAGCUAUACGCCAGUUGCCGCUGGAUAUACCUAUCCCGGGAACUUUUCCGGCAAAGUUCUUGCCAACAGGAGCAACUUCACGAACCUUAAGAAAGGCUCGAAUGUCUCCCCAGCGGUCAAAGGCCGUUGGCUGUACAACGUCACGUACAUCACUGACGACAUGUGGGACGAGGCGAGAUGCCGGAAGUUCCACGAAAACCAAGACUUGAAAACAUGGACGCGAGAACAGCUUAAAAACUCAUAUCCUUGUCCUUGUUACGAACAAGACAUGAAAGAGGACUACACCUUCAAACAAAAUGACAGUCUUUGGACGAACAGGGACCAGUAUACCCACUGUUACGAGUCGUGGUUCUUCAAUCCAUACGAAAUCAAACAGCGCUGCUGCUAUCGAUUCGGCGAAUUGCGUAAGGAAUAUCCCUUCGCAAUAGGAGCCGAGUACAAUAACCCUAAUAAUUUGAUUCUGGAGGCCGGUUUUCGACAGUGCUGCUCAGCGGUAAACAGGCAGCGGUACUGUCACCUAUACUAUGACGUCAACCCGCCCGACGACUGUUCAAGCUGGUCCCCCGACGACGAAGGCGUUGUAAAACGCGCUGUUCGCAAAGUCAUGGAAUUUGUUGGACUGUCUAAGGCAUAGUCUUUCUGGAUACAGACUAUAUAGUUUGUAUGCGUGGAUAUUUACUUAUAUGAUAAAAGUCAUGAAUGUUUGUGAAUAUUAUAUUAAAACUGACUUGUGUUGUAAAUAUGUUAUAAGAUGUUUAAAAUUAUAGUGUUUUCUUUAAUUGGAUGACAAUUUCAGCGAUACCCAAGGCCAAUUAUGUUUGGCAAAUGCUAAAGACAAAUAACCUUUAAUCUUUUUUAAAGGAGAAAGCUUGUGAUAUUUACAAAUUCGCACAUGGUUUCGACAAUGUUUGUAUAAUGCUUUUGAGAAUGUGUAUGCUCGUUCAUGUUUUUUUUAAUUAUGCUUUGUUUUUAAAGUAUGCUUUGUAAAUAAAUGUUUUUGA